Messenger RNA from Lotus japonicus, 411 nucleotides. RefSeq lists its product as uncharacterized. NCBI's taxonomy places the organism in Eukaryota, Viridiplantae, Streptophyta, Magnoliopsida, Fabales, Fabaceae. Gene Ontology annotation, molecular function: RNA-DNA hybrid ribonuclease activity; nucleic acid binding. The transcript has a single exon. The record is from RefSeq and is a predicted model, not a curated record. Bases 1 to 411 code for a protein of 136 amino acids.
AUGGGUGGUGUCGUUAGGGGAGCUUCCGGGACUUUGUCGUUUGGUUUUAUGGAGGGAAAGGUUGGAGGCAGCCCUAUGUUUGCUGAGAUUUUGGCGCUGAAGGCAAGUCUUACGCUUCUGUGGGAUAUGGGUUUGAGAGAUGUUAUUUGCGAAGCUAAUUGCUUGGAGAUUGUUACUGUCAUUCAUCAUCAGCGGGGGAAGUUCCAUGAGUUCGCCUCUGACUUCCAGGAAGUCCAGCAGUUUCUAAUGAGGGAUUGGAGAAUCCAGCUUCUUCAUAUUUCUCGGGAUGCUAAUAUGGUUGCGGAUUGCCUUGCGCACUUGGGAUCGGAUAGUCAAUGUAUGUUCACUCUGCUGGAGGAUCCUCCUUCCCAGCUUAAUCUCAUCUUGGCUAGGGAUUUGUUAGCCUUGUAG